GGGCCGGCCUCUCGGAGGGGCUGGUUGGGGGCGUCGGCAUCGGCGUGCUCGGCGAGCUGCUGUUGGGGUUCGCCCGGCAGGGGUCUGCUUGCAAGUCACGCGCUGGCGCGCCAUCUUCGUGGGGGGAGUCCUGCUCGCCGUCGUCCUCGCGCGAGCUGCUCCCUUUUGCCACGUCGCUGGGCUUGGCUCCGUACCGUCAGCCCGCCGAGUACGCCCGCCUCCUCGCCGGGGGUGACAAGACUGGCAGGUGCGCCUUGCCGAGGCCCGCGCUCGGUCUUGACGAGUGGUUGCUCUUAGUGUUGCUUGGGCUGAAUGCGCUCUGGGACGGUUCGCGGGCCCUCGGCCAGCAGCCAUGCGCGAUGCCAGUAAACGGGCCUUCGGUAGCUCAGGUGGCGUGUUUCUGGCACUUGGAGCGCAAGGUCCAUAGCUUCGUGACCACGCCCGGAAUGGGCGUCGCCGCCGAGGCGCCCGUUGAGCUUUUCGCCAAGAGGGAGGUCAGCUACGGCGGGGACGUCGUCCAGAGGGCCGUGGAGUUGACCUGGGAGCAGAUCGAGCCGGCGCUCCCUCCCGCCGACCGCUGCGGAAGGCUGCGGGCCGUCGAUUUUUGCGAGCCGCGCGUCAGGCGCUACCUCGAGGAGCCGAUCGAGACGUUGGUGCCGCUGGACUGCUUUCCGGCGCGGCCGAAGCCUGGGAAGGUCAUGGCCUCUUCAACCGAGAUCGUUCGCAUCGGCCGCGGACUUCUCGAGAGGGGCUUGGUGGCGCCACUGCGGCGCAGCGACCUGCUGCGCAUCCACGGGGAGCCCGUCGUCAACGGUUUGUUUGGCGUGCUCAAGGACGACCUCGUCCCCAGCGGGCCUCUGGCUGGGCAGCCGCAGCUCAGGUUGAUCAUGAACCUGACCGCAUCCAACCAGCUCAUGGGCGAGCUGCCCCUCGACAUCGCGAAGCUGCCAUUUUACGCACAAUGGCGCAACAUCAUAAUCGAUGUGGGAGAAGAGCUUGUGUGGGCCCACGACGACAUGAAAGGGGCAUUUUACCUCUUUUCAUUGCCGCCCCAGUGGGCAGCGCUCUUCUGCUUCGAUGUCGCUUUCGACCCCCUCGAGUUGGGCAUCCGCGAUUGGGGGGAUGAGCCCAUCUGGCUGGGUGCGACCACGGUCCCCAUGGGCUGGUGCAACGCCAUGGGCCUCUUCCAGUACUUGCACCGCCGGCUUUUGCUAUCUGGAGGCGCGCACCCGCGCGGACUACCCUUGCGGCGCGAAAUCCGGAAGGACAGGCCCUUUCCAGUGGCCCGCUCCGGCGACGACGAGUUUGACCAGCUCUGGCAGAUCUACUGCGACGACGCCGACUACGGCAAGCUGAUCAGCAAGCAGGAGCGUUGGCACCAGCACUUAUCCCAGGCUGCCUGCUUUUCAGAGGCCGCCCGCGCACGUUACGACGAAUGGGCGGUGCCGCUCAGUGCCAAGAGCGGCACUAACUGUAGUUCAGUGUCCAGGCUUGGGGCGUUGCUGGAUGGAGCCGACGGGCGCCUUCGGCUCACGCCGAAGAGGGUCGGGUUACUUACCCGCCUGUCGUGCCACUGCAUCGCGUCGCCCGCGGCGCGGCGCAAGCACUUGGAGAUCGUCAUCGGCCACUGGGUGCACGCCGCGUCCUACCGGAAGGAGUGCAUGAGCUGUUUCCAGGAGGUCUGGCACGUACUAUCCCACUGGAGCGGAGGUCCUCGCGCGCUGCCGGAGGGGGCCCGCCGGGAGCUUCUCCUGGCCCUCGCGUUGCUCCCAUGCUUCGAGUACGACCUCCGCAGCCCCAUCUCGCGCGUCAUGACGGCCUCGGACGCCAGCGAGAACGGCGGGGGCGUCACGUACACGUCCAGGCACACCUCCGAGGGUCGUACCGCCGCUCUGUGUGAGCUGGCAGGCGGCUGCGCUCAUGGUCGCGACCUCCUCGUGCUCCUCGAGGUCGGCGGUUGUGGGCGUGGGCGCAUGGCAUUCGACAGCGUCGGGCUCGAGCUCUCGCUGCACGGGCUGCUGUCGGUCGCGCCGGACGCUGCCCGGACGGUGCGGGCCCGCUGGCCCGAGGCCGAGGUUUUGGGCGACCUGCGAGCAUUCGAUGCGAUCGCUGCUCGCCGCUUGCUGGGCCGCGCCGCUCACGCCACCGACCUCGUCUUUAUGUGCCACAUCGGGUCCGCGUUGGAGCUCGAUGCCGACCUGCCCCUUAUCUGCUCCGCGCAGCGUGUCUUGCAGCGCGAGGGGGCCGGGUUGAGGGUCUGGCCGGUGUGCCUCGCCGCGCCCUCGACCUCGCGCGAGCAGUUGGAGUCUGUCACGCGCGCCUUCCGCUCCAUCCCGCUCUUUAUGGACGUGUCGACGGUGUCCGAGAGCACAGGUUGCGAAUAUUGUUGGUUGAGCUGGCCGCUGGAGGGUGGCAGUCACCUUCGGAUGUCACGCCGGCCGGACCGCAUCUUCCUGAGCUGGUCCGAGUCCACCCCAGCCGUCCCCCCGGCGGCGGCAGGCGCUGGCUUGCGGAGCACAGGGGCCAGGCGCGGCGCACGCAGCUGCCCGCUCGGAAAGGAGUGCCCUGCCGGGGCCGCGCAGAGAGGGUGUCUGCAGUGCAUCGCGCUGCGGCUGGGCUUUCCGCACGACUUCUUCCUCCAAGCCCGGAGUCGCAAGUCGGGCUGCACGUCGGAGGCCCUCGACCAGGCUCGCCACGCCGUGGCAGCGCAGUGUGGGCCCGUGGCCCCCCUUGCGUACCUGGUUGGGCUGUGGGGGUGGCAGAGAGGCUUCUUGCCCGACACCCCGACUCCCGACGUGGCCUGUGGCGGACUCUCAGCCGCGGGCUCCGCCUUCGUCGAGCGCCUGGCCGGGAGAGCGAUUGAGGAGAUCGCCUGCGAUUGUUCACAUCAGCUUUCGCUCGAGGCCAUGGUCCGUUCCACUAUCUUCAAAGGAUCGGACGUCAGGAUUGCUACGGCCUCCCUGUGCGACCCCAGCAGCUGGCCGCGCAGAGGCAUCCCUGCGGCCAGGUGGGAUUGGAUGACCUGCCAGGCUUGGCGCUGGCGCGACGCCGAGCAUAUCAACGAGCUCGAGCUGCGCGCCGUGCUCAGCAGCGUCCGGUGGCGCCUGCGGAGCAGCAUGCAGAUAAAUUCGCGCUUCGUUCACAUCUUGGACUCGCAAGUGUGCAUCGGAGUGCUGUGCAAAGGGAGGUCUUCUGCCCGGGGCCUCCAAAAGAUUCUCGCCCGCAUCGUCUCGUUGCUGCUCGCUGGUAGUCUCCACCCGCACUGGGUCUAUGUGAGGUCGGCGGACAACCCCGCCGACGCGGUUGCUGACUAUUUGGAGGCGCUGUGGGACGACGGAUCGUCCCGCAGUUUGGCCGCCGACACCCUCUCGGGGCUUCAGCAUCUGGUGCCGAGCCUUCGGCGCGAGCUCAAGGAGGGCUGGCGCCUGCUCCGCACGUGGGAUCAGAAUGAGAUGCCCAACCGCGCCCCGCCGUUACGACCGGAGGUGGCGAUUGCCUUGGCGGGCUUUGCGCUCGCCGACGGCCGCGAGGAUGUUGCCACUGCAAUCCUGGCGGGCUUCAACGGCUUGUUGCGCCCCUCCGAGAUGCUCAUCUCUGCGGGGGACUGCGUCUUCGACCACAGCCAGCGCACGUGCGUGGUCAACCUUGGGCUUACUAAAGGCGGGAAAAGGCAGGGGUGCCCUGAGGACGUCAUCAUCGAUGACGAGUUCGCCUACUUACUGCUCCGCCGGGCGCUUGCAGGGUGCGCAGCUGGCACUGCCCUCCUACCGAGGGGUCUUGCCAAUUUUCGCGCAUCUUUCGCCAGCUACCUUGGCAAGGCGGGCCUCGACCCCAGCAGAAUAAAGCCCUAUAGCAUCCGCCGUGGCGGCGCCACCCACCAUUUCUCUUCGCUCGGCAACAUGGCGCUGACCUGCGAGCGAG
This is a messenger RNA of Prorocentrum cordatum, 3921 nucleotides long. NCBI's taxonomy places the organism in Eukaryota, Dinophyceae, Prorocentrales, Prorocentraceae. The record is from the annotation of a GenBank genome assembly.